CUAAAGCAGGGCCAGGGGCGGGAGCUGAAAUGAUAGACACAAAAGAAGUGUCAAGUGUUUUCAGGUGACACUCCACUGAAGCAAUACAAGACAGGAUGGAAGCGACCACUGGGGUACAUUUUUGUGAAGUGUAUUUUUUUUUUAAAUUGAGACCGACUUUAAUUGUGGUCACCAGGCACUCAGGCGUAAUUUCCGAAGUAUUUAUUUUAAAUGAUUGCUUCUGAGAUCCUGGCCAUCUAGUUCGGACCGACACUUCACAACAACAAAAAAACACCAGCAGCAAGCACUUGAAAAAUUGCUAUGAAGGAAAAAUCCUUGGAGGCAACAACAACGCACACUGGAAGAAAAGCUGAACUGUCAAGUGUCGGCGUACGUGAGUUUGAGCCUGAGGACCAAGUGCACGUACAACGCAUCUUUUAUGAGGGGCUGAUGGAGAUGAUAUCCGACACGGCCUUCAGAGGCCUGAGAUGUCAUCCUGAGAGUCUCCUGCUCUAUUCAGCUAUGGCAGUUGUAGGCUUUGUGGUCACGGCGUGUUGGUGGGUGAUAGGACUCCUCCCUGCAGUCGUGCUGUGUGGCCGUUACUUCUGCAGCAGGCGUGUGAUUCAUGCUUAUCUGAAGCAAGCCAUGAACAAGGACAUGGGACACAUUGAAGAAUUUUACAUGAAAUCACCAGACUCCCGCCUGUGGGUUGCUGUUCUGGAAGACCAGGUCGUGGGUGUUGUAGCAGCAGUUGGCCAGCAGGAUGCAAGAAGUUCUGUCGAACUGAAGCGCAUGUCAGUUGACCGCAGGUUUCGGAGGUGUGGAGUGGGUAUGGCCCUUGGUUGGAAAGUUCUGGAGUUUGCCCUCACUCAGGGAUACUCCUCUGUUGUGCUGGGAACCACAGCCUACUCACCCACCGCCCACCAGCUCUACCGGCGUUUAGGAUUUCAAUGUACUGGCGUCACAAAUGGGUAUAUCACCCCCGGUGCAACGUCGUCUCUUCUCGAGAGAAUAUUUUACAGGGUCUGUCACCAUCACUAUAGCCUGGAAGUGAAAAAUGUGCCCAUACAUGGCCACUCACAGACUUCUGUAGGAGUGCAGAUGACAACAUAGUCAUCGUUUUGGAAAUUCACUGGAUUGGCAACAUCAUGUGACUGGACGAAUAAUCGCAGUCUGAACAGUGUUUGCACUGUGGUGGAUGAUGGGGAUUCAUAUCAGUCUUUCUGUCAAAAUACAGUGUUGCUUCAGUCCAUUGGGUGAUGCAAAUGGGCUCCAGACUUUUUCAACCAUCUUUAUCCAAUUCCAGUGAAUCCUGGGUUUACCUACACCCCAGUUUCCACAGGAUUCGUGUUUUGACAAAAAUUAUUGCCAACCAUACGUGACAAACCCAGGCCCAGGGGCUGAAUUGGCCAGCGCUGCAAUUUCAUCCGGCCGGCAGAACUGUUUGGAAAAUAGCAUUGAGUUGGCUCGCCUUGCGGACCUUAUCAAACAAAGCGAUCUGCAUAAUAGCGAUUUCUCCGAUAUAAACUACUCUUCUGCCAUUUUAAUUUGUAAUUAAAGUGGAAAAUUGUAUAUAGCACAAAAAUCACACCUAUUCUUAAUAAGGGUGCCAAAUUCAUACCAAAAGUCAAAACAAUUUAACUGUACACAACUAAAAACGGCAGCACUUUAACUACUACAGCCUGUCUGUACAAAAUAACACCUUAAAGAGACCUAAGAAAGUCAAAAGUGAUCAUUUUAACCACAGCAAAGCAUGCUGGGAAAUGCGUAUUCUGCCCAUUCCACAGCUGCAAACUCUUCCGGGUUACACAUCUCAUGGAUUGUGAUGUUUUUGUGUUGAUAUAAAAUACUGUAGCUUUUGCCUGGACAGAAUGACGAAGAGGUGGUCAAUCAACAGUCACUUUAAAACUGAACGCUCGCGAGAGGCAAAAAGAGGUGAUGACCACCCUUAAAGUGGCAGAAGUGCAUUUGAAAAAAGCUCGGCGUGGAUCUUUUCCAUGAAUUAACGGGCUCAACAGCAAGGAGGAAGUGAGAGAGUAUGGAGGAGUGUAGCGAGCAGAAGUUUACGCAUUGUAGGGAAAUUGUAAUGCAUGCACGCGCGCGCACGCAUGCGUGCACACACACAGUUUAGUUCCAAAUGUGGAAAUUGUAAAUAGUUAUAAUUGUAAAUACAUUGUUAUUUUGAUGUAAAACAACCAUUUUUGUUUGUGUUGGGGUGCACUUGGGCUGCAAAAAAAGUGUGUCAAAGUGAAAGUUGUGCUUGAAACGUUUCAAGCAAAAAGCUGAUUUUCUCCCUUUUCUUGUUGGCAACUGAUAUUUUCCUUCUAAUGCUGAUUACUAAAGAACGGAAAAAGGUAGAAACAAACUUUUUUUCUGAUGAAAGACGAGAGUCUAAUCUUUCUUUUAGUAGGGCCCAUGUUUCAGUACAUAGCCAUAGAACACAAUAUUCUGUGUGCCUUGAAAAAUCAGUCAAAAUCGUCCAAAAAGGCCGGUGCUAAAAGGAUUGAAUUUUGAAAAAUGGCUGGGAGUGAAUGAGUUAAUGGCCCAAUAAAAAAACAAUGAACACCUGGGGCCUCAUCUAUUAAAAUGUGUGUGGAAUUCUGACUAAAAGUCUGCGUAUGCCAGAAACACGAAAUGUGUUUAAGGAUAAAAAUAUUCAGACCUAUAAAAAGUGGCGUACGCACACAUUCACGCAAAUUGUGGUUUAUAGUUUCCACCUUGAGUAAAAGUGUGCGUACGCAACCCCGCCUCAAGUUACGCCCUUUUCACGCCUCCACUUCACCAUCGAGCGUCAAUGCAAAGUGACUCAUGAAUGUGCCGUCCAUAUUUAGACCCUGGAUUGCAUUGUUACUAUGGCUGCUGCCAUUCGGAAUCACGGCUGGUGGGAAGACAACGAGGAUGAAGAAGAGGACUCUCACGGAAAUGGAAGUGGAAAUACGGGAAAAAGUGUCAUAUUCGGAGGACACAGCAGUGGCAUGACGAAUAAAACAGAGAUUGCUGGGAAUGGAGCAAGCGAACCGUGGCAAAACUAAAAAGAAUAUAUUUUUAGUGAGCAUUUUUCUACAUUUUUUUAUCUAACUGAUGCCACAUUUUAGAUGAAUAUCAGCUAGAGUCAAAACGGCGAUGGAGUUAAGUUGAAAAUGAAUUGCUUUAAUUCCAGACAGAUAUUUUCAAAAUAUUUGAUGGUAUGAUGACAUUAACACUAACAAAUUAUAAGGUAUAUUUGAAUUAUUUUAAAAGGAACUGAUUUUGUGUAUUAGAUCAAAGCACAAGACAAAAACUAAUAAUACUAAGUUUACGCACACGGCCCUGACACUAUCCACACAAAUAAAGGCUGUGGUAAGACAGAUAAAUGUUGUAUUGAUGACAUACUUGACACAUGCAAGCAAGAACUGUCUUAUUUUAUGGUCCACUUCCCAAAGAAAGUCAAGCAACUGAGCGCUGAGGACAUAUUUGCUGUGAGAAUGCAUGAUAAUAUUCCCGUGAUGAUAAAAUAAAAUAGUGAAAUAUUCAGGCACGGUGUUGUGUUUUUCAUGUAUCUUUUAGUUCGGAUACGACACUCGUGCGUCAUUGUGCUUAUGAUACACCUGCACCACCUGAACCAUGUUGUAGUCAAUCUGUAUUCUUUACACUGUACUCUUUACUUGCGUAUCUUGCUUGCUGCUGUAACAAGUACAUUUCCCCGCUGUGGGAUAAAUAAAGUACAAAUACAAAAUACAAAUACAUAAAUACAAAAUACGUUGGCAGUGCUACCAUAGCUGUCAGUCCAGUUGCAGUCACCGUAUGUUGACCAGCACAUACACUGUAGGACAUUACAUUUGAUUUCCAAAUGAUAUCUGCCAGCCUCAUGUAAAAUAGCAGCUCUUUCCACAAAUGUUUUUAAGUCAAUAACCGUGUGAUGUUUUUACGCAAUGAUGCAUAAACCUUUAUUGGCUUCCACUGCAUCUUUAUUUCUAAUAUGUGAUUUCACCUCACCUCUUAAUAUGUGUGUCGCCUUUUUGCCAUGUCUCCAAAAAGUGUGCACGCCAGCUACAUUCUCACAUCAGGUUGUGUUUUUUUAGAUCACAUACUUUGUGUGAAAAACAGCGUACGCAAAUUUUCGGCCCUUUUUUGUGCGUAUGCAAGAUGUAUAGACCCCAUGACGUUUUCAUCACUUUCUAAAAAAAAAGAAAGGGCGUGAACACAGGACAUGUCAUGGGAAAUGAAGAUGUUUAGUCACCCUAAUAAAUGUAUUUAACCAGCAUAUUUGAGAUUGUUUGUGUAAUAAAUAAAUGUGGGAAGAAGUUAAACAACUG
Messenger RNA from Dunckerocampus dactyliophorus (ringed pipefish), 4274 nucleotides. RefSeq names its product N-acetylaspartate synthetase-like. Gene Ontology annotation, molecular function: L-aspartate N-acetyltransferase activity. Lineage: Eukaryota; Metazoa; Chordata; Actinopteri; Syngnathiformes; Syngnathidae. Bases 301 to 1092 code for a protein of 263 amino acids. The record is from RefSeq and is a predicted model, not a curated record. The transcript is spliced from 4 exons. Gene Ontology annotation, cellular component: mitochondrial membrane.